Messenger RNA from Mangifera indica (mango), 744 nucleotides. RefSeq names its product dirigent protein 19-like. The record is from RefSeq and is a predicted model, not a curated record. Bases 33 to 617 code for a protein of 194 amino acids. The transcript has a single exon. Lineage: Eukaryota; Viridiplantae; Streptophyta; Magnoliopsida; Sapindales; Anacardiaceae.
AUAAUCAAUUAAUCCUCUGUGUGCCACUCUUCAUGGCUAAAUUCCUUCCAAUUUUCUAUCCCCAUUUCAUUAUUAUCUUCAUCUUCUCAAUCUCCAUAAUUUUAAUCUCUAGUGAGCACCAUGGCUAUGCAAAUACCAUAAACAAAAAAGUUCCUGAUCUUUCUAAAGAAAAGCUUAGCCAAUUUCGAUUUUAUUGGCAUGACACUCUUUCUGGCUCUAAGCCUACUUCAAUGCAAGUUAUGCCACCGGUUUCUAAUUAUUCAUCAACCACAACUUUUGGUUUGAUGAACAUGAUCGACAAUCCCCUGACUGAAGGUCCUCGUUUAAGCUCGAAACUGAUUGGUAAAGCACAAGGGUUUUAUGUUUCGACAUCCCAAGAAGAAGUAGUCUUACUCAUGGCGAUGAAUUUUGCUUUUGUUCAAGGUAAGUAUAAUGGUAGUACUAUAACUGUGUUAGGGAGGAAUCCCGUAUUUUCAAAGAUGAGAGAGAUGCCGGUGAUCGGAGGAUCGGGACUUUUUAGAUUUGCUAGAGGGUAUGUCAAGCUUAAAACUUACAAAGUGGAUAAUAAUACAAGAAAUGCUAUAGUUGAGUAUAAUUGUUAUGUUCUACAUUAUUGAAUUUGGUGGCCAUCAUCCUAAGGGGGCGUUUGGUUUCUGUAUUUAAAGAUUACCUUGGUAAUCUAUAUUUUUUUUCCCUUAUUUGGAUUAUCAGUAAUAAAAAAUUACAGUAAUCUUCUAUUAUCAA